Messenger RNA from Magnolia sinica, 1458 nucleotides. RefSeq names its product amino acid transporter AVT6C-like. The transcript is spliced from 5 exons. The record is from RefSeq and is a predicted model, not a curated record. Bases 34 to 1356 code for a protein of 440 amino acids. NCBI's taxonomy places the organism in Eukaryota, Viridiplantae, Streptophyta, Magnoliopsida, Magnoliales, Magnoliaceae. Gene Ontology annotation, molecular function: amino acid transmembrane transporter activity. Gene Ontology annotation, biological process: amino acid transmembrane transport.
GAACAUUUCCUGUGGCCCUUUGCAACCGUUCAAAUGAAGCUGGAGAAAGCAGCCGGAGCAUUCCCUCCUCUUCUCCCAGCCGUCCAAUCGGGGGCCAGCGAUGGAGGUUCGAUGUACGGGGCGGUUUUCAACCUCUCGACGAGCAUGGUCGGCGCCGGGAUUAUGUCGAUACCGGCCACGCUCAAGGUCCUGGGUGUGGGGCCCGCCCUUAUCCUCAUCGCCUUCAUUGCUUACACGUGUGAAGUCUCAUCGGGUUUCCUCUUGAGGCACACGCGAUCCGGCGGGUCGUCGACUUAUGCUGGCGUCAUGGCGGAAUCGUUCGGGCGAUCUGGAUCGUUGGCGCUGCAGACGUGUAUCAUGAUCAGUAACAUGGGAUGCAUGAUCAUUUAUCUGAUUAUAAUCGGGGACGUGCUUUGUGGGACCCAAUCCGAGGGAACCGUCCAUUUGGGGGUUUUGCAGGAAUGGCUUGGGGUCCACUGGUGGACCACACGAGCUUGUGUACUCCUCCUCGUAGCGCUCUUUGUUAUGCUUCCUCUCAUCUUGCUAAAACGUGUAGACUCCUUGAGGUUCACGUCUGCAAUAUCUGUUCUUCUUGCUGUGGUUUUUCUCAUUAUAAGCUCGGCCAUGGCGCUGUCGGCCCUGUUCCAAGGGACGGCGGAAAGCCCGCGAUGGCUACCGGACUUAUCCGGUGACAUCUCCUUUCUCGAUCUCUUUACUGCGGUCCCGGUCAUCGUAACGGCAUUCACCUUCCAUUUCAACGUCCAUCCCAUCCAAGCCGAGCUACUUAAUCCUUCCGACAUGACAAUGGCCGUCCGGAUUUCCUUAGUCGUAUGUUCGGCCAUCUACAUUGCCGUUGGAUUCUUCGGAUACCUCCUCUUCGGCGAAUCAACCAUGUCGGACAUACUCUCGAAUUUCGACCAUAGGUCCAGUGAUGGUCCACUGGGUCUGGUUCUCGACGACACGGUCCGGUUAAGUUAUGCAGUCCAUAUAAUGCUGGUCUAUCCUCUCCUCAAUUACUCUCUGAGGAUUAAUGUGGAUGGGCUUAUAUUUCCCAAAUCGCGUCCGUUGGCUUCGGACAUCACUCGGUUCGUUGUGCUCACGGGUUUUCUACUUGGAUUAGUCUACCUGGCGGCGAUAGUGUUCCCGAACAUAUGGUCACUCUUCCAAUUUCUUGGGUCCACAUCGACGGUCUGUGUUGCAUUCAUUUUCCCAGCUGCCAUUGUUUUAAGAGAUGUAGAUGGGACAUCAACAAGGAAGGAUAGAAUUUUUGCAGCAAUAAUGAUAAUUCUGGCUGUAAUAGCAAGUUCUCUUGCCAUCACUACCAACAUCAUCAACUUAAUUACACCCAAAACCUGAUCCCCCUUUUUCCUAUUCUGCCCUUUCUCUGUAUCAUUGAAUUUUUAAUUUUUGUGAUAAUUAUAUAAUAAUAUAGAUGAGGUGGAAAGGGUAGUUUAGUCA